Messenger RNA from Rattus norvegicus (Norway rat), 5412 nucleotides. It is a transcript of the gene Slc7a6, whose product is annotated as solute carrier family 7 member 6. Gene Ontology annotation, cellular component: plasma membrane; membrane. Gene Ontology annotation, biological process: L-amino acid transport; L-lysine transmembrane transport; transmembrane transport. Gene Ontology annotation, molecular function: transmembrane transporter activity. The record is from RefSeq and is a predicted model, not a curated record. Lineage: Eukaryota; Metazoa; Chordata; Mammalia; Rodentia; Muridae.
AUAAUGAAAAGCAGAAAAAGAUUUAUUCAAUGUGGCUACAUUGGGAAGGACAAAGAUAUUCAGUGACUCCCCCAAGUGCGUCUUUGGGGGUUACUGAUGUGAGAAUAGGAUUUAAAUUUUCUUUUCCUUUUUCACUGUUUCCUUUUUUAAAAAAAAUUUUCAAGACAAGAGUUCUCUGUGCCAAUACCUGCAGUCCCAGAAUCGCACUGUACUCUAGGUUGGCCUGGAACCGGAGAUCUGUCUGUGUCUGCCUUCUGAGUGCUGGGAUAAAAGGCCAGUGCCACCACCAUCCAGGAGGGUUUAAAAAUUGCUAUUUUGUUUAUUUUGAAACGGGGUCUAACUGUGUUAACCUUGGCUAAACUUGAACUCUCGGAGAUCCACCUCCCCCUGCCCCUUCCCCCUCGGAUUAAAGGCAGGUGUCACUAAACUCUGCUAAUUUUAAUUUAAACAUUUUUAUCUUUUGUAUGUUUGCCUGUAUGCACAGUGUACCACAUGCCUGCCUGUUGGGCCCAGAAAAACUGGGGUUACAGGUGGUCGUGAGCCAUCACGGGGUGCUGGCAAUAGAAUCCCUUUCCUCUGCAGUACUCUUAACUACUUACACCCCCCACCCCGCCCAGCCCCGCCCCCAACAGGGUUUCUUCUUGUAACAAAGCCCUGGCUCUCCUGGACUCGUUUUGUAGACCAGGCUGUCCUCGAAUUCACAGAGAUUGUCUUCCCUCUGCCUCCAGAGUGUUGAGAUUAGAGGUGUGAGCCACCAUGCCCGUCACUAACUCUUAAUAAGGUUUAAAUCUUAAGCAAGUCUGUCUCUUUCAAGGUCAUCUGAUAAGUUGUAAAUUUUUCUACCAGGAGAUAAGUUCCUCCUUUGGAUGUUUCAGCCACUUCCUUUUCUAGCAGGCUAUUCCUGGAAGAAAUGCUGAUUUCUUGGGUUUCUUUCUUUUUUUUUUUUUAAAGUCUGAUAGCCUAAGAGCACAACUGUCUCUUUAGAAUAUAUUUAUUCCUGCCAGACUGGUCGGUUAGAAGGUCCAGUGGAAUAUAAAAGGUAGGAAGUCUUAGAACGAACGCCAGAGCCACUAGGGAAAAAGACCCAAGGUGAUAGAGGAGCAACCAGCGGGAGAAGAAAAGGACAGGUAUCAGUGGGGUUGGGGGAGACCAGGACAAAGCUAAGAGAGCGAGAAGUGGCAGCCUUCCAGGGUCGAAUUGGGUCAGAACUGAUUUUGCAGAGCACCGGUCCCGGGAAUGUAUUUCUUCCUGGGUUCCCCAGCUGAAGGGCGGCAGUUAUCUGGAUGGGGAGGCGGUCCAGAGCUCUUUGUGUCAGCUGUCUGGGGUACCACUGGGCGUACAGUCCCCACCAAAGGCCAAGAAGGAAAGGGAGUGUGUGGGUGGGCCCUUUAGAGCUCCAAGCAGCAGCAUCCUUAAAACGUGGAGCCCCAGAGGCUUCAAGUGACUGCGUGGGGAGCCCGGGAGUGUCCAUCCCAGGUGAGGGUGACCGCACCCCACUCACGGUCCGCGGGGAGGGCCCGGGCGCGGCCUGAUGGAGGCUGCUCAGUAACGGUACGCGGAUCGCCUACGGCCCCGGCGUGCUCUAGUGCCCGGAAGCAACGCCGCCUGGGGCCCCCGCUCCGAGCCGGGUCCCCUGGCGGCGCGCGCUGUCGCGAUCCGGUGCGAGUGACGUGGCGUGGGCGGGGCUUGAGCGGCCGGGGCGACGGCGCGACCGAGCAUCCUGGCAGCUCGGGGCCACGAGGAGGUUACUGGCGGGGCCGAGGAGGCUACUGUAAACACAGGUGCACAGGAACCAUUUACCAUGGAAGCCAGGGAGCUUGGGAGCCCCACACCUACCUACCAUCUUCUCCCCAAGGCCAACCAGCACACUGUGAAAGAAGAUGCCAGCUCACCCUCUCAAGGGUCUCCAGAAACUAUGCAGCUGAAGAAGGAGAUCUCCUUGUUGAACGGGGUCAGCCUGGUGGUGGGCAACAUGAUUGGCUCAGGGAUCUUUGUCUCACCCAAGGGUGUUCUAAAAUAUACUGCUUCCUAUGGGUUGUCACUUGUAGUGUGGGCCAUUGGUGGGCUCUUCUCUGUCGUGGGUGCCCUCUGUUAUGCAGAACUGGGGACCACUAUCACCAAGUCAGGGGCUAGCUAUGCUUAUAUUCUAGAGGCCUUCGGGGGCUUCAUUGCCUUUAUCCGUCUGUGGGUCUCACUUCUAAUUGUUGAGCCCACCAGUCAGGCCAUCAUCGCCAUCACCUUCGCCAACUACAUCAUAAAACCCUCCUUCCCCACCUGUGAUCCUCCGUAUGUGGCCUGCCGUCUCCUCGCUGCUGCCUGCGUAUGUCUGCUGACAUUUGUGAACUGUGCCUAUGUCAAGUGGGGCACACGAGUACAAGACACGUUCACGUAUGCCAAGGUCCUGGCACUCAUUGCCAUCAUAAUCAUGGGCCUUGUUAAACUGUGCCAGGGACAUACUGAGCACUUUCAGGACGCCUUUAAAGGUUCCUCGUGGAAUGUGGGAGACCUCUCUCUUGCCCUGUACUCUGCCCUCUUCUCUUACUCAGGUUGGGACACCCUUAAUUUUGUAACAGAAGAAAUCAAAAACCCAGAAAGGAAUUUGCCCUUGGCCAUUGGGAUUUCUAUGCCAAUUGUGACACUCAUCUACAUCCUGACAAACGUGGCCUAUUACACAGUGCUGAACAUUCAGGAUGUCCAUAAGAGUGACGCAGUGGCUGUGACAUUUGCUGACCAGACAUUUGGCAUGUUCAGUUGGACCAUCCCCAUUGCCGUUGCUCUGUCCUGCUUUGGGGGCCUAAAUGCAUCCAUUUUUGCUUCAUCAAGGUUGUUUUUCGUGGGCUCUCGUGAGGGCCACCUCCCGAACCUUCUGUCCAUGAUCCACAUUGAGCGCUUUACACCUGUGCCUGCGUUAUUGUUCAAUUGCACCAUGACACUUAUCUACCUCGUUGUGAAGGACGUUUUCCUGCUCAUCAACUACUUCAGUUUCAGCUACUGGUUCUUUGUGGGCUUGUCUGUUGUUGGACAGCUCUACCUUCGUUGGAAAGAGCCUGACUGGCCUCGACCUCUCAAGCUGAGCCUCUUUUUUCCCAUCGUGUUCUGCAUAUGUUCCUUGUUUCUGGUGGCCGUACCCCUCUUCAGUGACACCAUCAAUUCCCUCAUUGGCAUUGGGAUUGCCCUCUCUGGGGUCCCUGUCUACUUCAUGGGUGUUUACCUGCCAGAGGCCCGGAGGCCACUCUUCAUUAGGAAAGUUCUGGCUACUGUCACCAGAGUAACCCAGAAGCUUUGCUUUUGCGUCUUGACUGAGCUAGAUGUAGCUGAAGAGAAAAAUGUUGAGAGGAAAACUGACUAGAAGCCAGAGAUGACAUUCCCUGAAGCCCAGAAGGCUGUGACCACAGCCACCAAAGACCAGUUCUCUAAACCGUCUGAAUUAAAGGAGCCUCUUGGCCCACAUUCUGUAAGGGGCUCAGGGCCAAUGCUCUCUCAUUGGUAAGCUAUGGGAAGUUACUAAUCAGGCCAGUCUGAAGAUGGGGACUUCAGUGGGAGGGGAGGUUGGGGUGGGGGAUUGAUUUAGUUAUACUUCUGAUGAGUAGAUGCAAUCCUGAAGGAAUACUAGGUUGACAGCUCUGGCUCUUGAUUCACAGCUCUUUGUAGUUUAAACCAGGAGUCUACAGUGGGGCUCCUUCAUGGGAAGUUUUCCUCUGACCAAGUCCAGCUACUUGAUUUUUAGAGGUCUGAAAUGCUACCAUUUCUUCCUGUGGCUCAAAAUUCUUCCUUGAGGAGAGUGUUGUAUUCCCUUUUUUGUUUGUUGGGUAUCAUGGACAGCAAGGCUUUAUUUAACUGACAUGGGAUCAACGUGUACCUCCUUCCCUGAAUUCCACAAGAGGAACAACACUCCCUCCCUGGAACUUCAUGUUCGAGCAAACAGAAAGCUUGUUGGGAAGAACACUGCUCAUGAUUUAGGCAUGGAAGUCCUCUGGUUUGUGGGUCCGAAUGUUGGGGAAUCUUUGGGAUCUCAUUGUGAAUGGAGUAUCCAUCUCCUGAGGAGGUGCUGCUUGUCUGACUUUGCUUAGAUCAUAGUAGCAGUAUGAUCAGGAUCCUUAGGCAAGGAGGUGAACUUCUGGCUCCUAAAGGAAUUUGCCUGGGCCACUUGAUUGUGCCCUUCCUAGCUGAAUCCAUGGUGCUGUGGAGCUCUUGAAACAAGGGCUGAGAGAAAAACCUCACUACUUCAGCUGAAUGGAGCGUCUCUACUACCUGGACAAGCCACAACUGUCACCAAAUGUCAACUCCUACAUUUCAUUAUUUAUUGAUAUUUAAUCCAGGACACCAGUUGUAACAAACCAUUAGUGAUCAUUUGUCUUCAGGAUGCAAUAAGUGAAUUGUGUUUGAAAAAAGUAUCUUAACUGGCUUGGUGGCACACACCUGUAAUCUGAACACUUGUUAUGGUGAGGCACGGGGAGUUUGAAUUUGAGACUAAAUUAGGCUACAUAAUUUCUAGGUAGCCACUCUGGAAAGAUCAGAAAAGAUCCUGUCUCAUUAUAUACCUGUUAUAUAACAAGUCACAUGUUAUUAUCAUCUGGUUCUGACAGAUGAGCAAUUUCAUGAGUCAGAAGUUUGGUAACAAUGCUAUUUUGAAGGACAAUCCUUUGUUUUAUUAAGACCGUAGAUCUUUGUUCUACUUGAUAGAAAAUAAAUCUUUGGAUUUCUGGUGUGAACUGAAAGAGGCCUGGAAUGUUCUGCAUAAGGUGUUAUGCAAAAUUCAGGUAGAUAACCUGAUCCAUCAGUUGUCAUUGGACUCCUGGAUUCAAGUCAUCAAAUAGUUUGUUAUCUUUAAGAGCCUGUGUGAGAUUUGCUAUGUGUGGACUCAUAAAAGCCCACUCUACUGGAAGUGAUCAUUAACUUUCUGAAGCACGGAGCUUUGUUUACACUCUGAGCCAUCUUGGGUCAUGAGACGGUGUAGCUGCUUGCCUUCUCUUGUCCAAGGACUGGUGACAUUGAAGUCUCAGAAAAUGCUUGGUACUUGUGCAUCUAGUGUUUUCUCCCUGUGAAGAUCGAUGAAGACUGUGGGAGGAAACAGCUUCAACCUCAACCUGGCUCCUGGUAAAGGAUAGAAACAGCUAAUUCUGGUGAUCAGACGAGGCUGCCAGUUAAAGCCAAAACAGCAGCUUGGAUCCUUGUGAGCAGUAUGUCUACACUAGAUUGUACAACUAUCUUGAUGCCGGUAGACACUGGCAUCUUGGACACAGAAGCACCUGCUGUCUUGACAAUCCUUGUGGACAUUUCAUCUUUAAGUUUUGUAAUUUGUGAACAAUACAGAUAAUAACUAUGUGGCCGUCUCCUAGUACCAAACUGGCCGUAGAUGCACAGGAGUAACCUUGGAUAUAUGCUUGCUCAAUAAAGAUGUAGGGAGUAUGA